GUAAAUUCGUCAUUUCACAAAAAGCAUUUUAUCUGUUUUGUCGUCUACGAAAAUACUCAGAAGAGAAGGCAUCUGAGAAAAAAACCCAAUCUCUCAUCUUCUUCUUCAAUUCAAUACUUUCUUCUCCAUCUCUCCUCUCAAAUCAAACAACUUUGAUCUUCGCUAAUCAAUUCCACAUGAAGCGCAGUUCUACCGACUCUGAUUUGGACGGUGAUGCUCAUAACGAGACACACAAGAAGAUGAAGAGUACGGAGGAAGACGAUUCAGAAAUCGGAUUCUCCAAUUUAGACGAGAAUCUAGUGUACGAGGUUUUGAAGCACGUUGACGCAAAGACCUUAGCUAUGUCUUCAUGCGUGAGCAAGAUCUGGCACAAAACGGCACAAGACGAGCGGCUUUGGGAGCUGAUCUGUACACGUCACUGGACUAACAUCGGCUGCGGCCAAAACCAGCUCAGAUCUGUGGUCUUGGCGCUUGGUGGCUUCCGACGUCUCCACUCACUUUACCUCUGGCCUCUCUCUAAACCUAAUCCGCGUGCUAGAUUCGGUAAAGACGAGCUUAAACUCACUCUUUCUCUUCUCUCAAUUCGAUACUACGAGAAGAUGAGUUUCACUAAGAGACCUCUCCCAAACUCCAAUUAAUUACUACAAAUUCUUAGGGUUUAUUUGGUUUUUAUCUUAUGUUUGUAUUUGGAGUUUGUUGAUUGUUUAAGUGUGAUGUGAUGCUCAAAGCUGGCAAUAAAAUUUGUUGUAUUCAUAGCCAGACUGUUAGCAACAGUUGUGUUCUGUAAUAAUAGAGGCUGAUGAGAAUA
Arabidopsis arenosa is the source of this 808-nucleotide messenger RNA. NCBI's taxonomy places the organism in Eukaryota, Viridiplantae, Streptophyta, Magnoliopsida, Brassicales, Brassicaceae. The record is from the annotation of a GenBank genome assembly.